UAGUGACACUUGAAUUGUAACCUAACCUAAGAUAUUUUCAAAUUUAUUAAACAAUUUUGUUUUGGAAUUGUACGAUAUGGAUGUAGUUAAUGAAGUAGUCGUUCCAACGUUCGUUAACGCGCACUUAUUUUGGAUAAUUUACAAGAAAGACCUGCUUUUACGAGCAGCAAUGAAUAAAGUAAUGAAAAGCAGUCGAUGUGCAAAAGUUAAGAGUCCAGGCGAACUUGCAGAUGAUCAGAUUGUGGCUGUUAAUAUUGAAGAAGUGUGGGCAAGAGGAAUAGUUCAAGACAUAGAGAAAGAUUUUGGAAGUGAUUUUAAAUACAAAUGUUGGCUUCCAGAUUACGGGACUAUGAGAAUUGUAACGAAUAUUUACCUUUUACCUAAAGAAUUAGAAGACUGUCCACAUAUUGCCAAACAAGCUAGUCUAGAAAAUGUCGUUAAUUUAAUGACGGAUUUAGUUCUCGGAGAUAGUGGAUAUGAAUUCCAAUUCAAAACUACAACUAAUGACAUAGAAGGUGUCCAAAGAGUUGCUAAUGAUUGUCUUGAGUCAGCAGAAAAAAUAUUUUUUCAAGUAAAAAGAGAAGACGAGUUUAACAUGUAUGGGGAUAUUGUUUGUGUUUAUCAAGACAGUGUUCAAGAAUCACUUACUGAAUAUUUAAUUGAUAAGAAGCUAUUAAAAACUGAUGAAACAUUAUUCAAAACACUGGAAACCAGUAGAACUACUUUUAAAGACAAUUAUUUUCAAUAUAUAUUAAAUAUGCAACAACCGUUGGAUAAGACAGAAACAAGAAAUUUAAAUAGGAUUAUUUUCAACCAAAACAAAAGUCUCUCAAUGAAUUUCUUCAACCGAAAUUUUGCAUUGAAUGAAAACCACAAUGGAUACUAAAUGGGGUACUUUACCGCUGAAGCCGUAUGAAUUUUUUUACCUAGGGACAUUUUUUACCCGCGAAAUUUAGUUGGUGCGCCUGUACGUCAUUUGUUGUUAACUGUCAAUUUAAAAUUUCACCGUUUUUUUACUUUAAAAGUAGUUUAUAUUCGUUUUAUUUAAUAAACAAUCAGAGGUACGAGCCAUGCAACCGGCGACAAUAAAUCCUAACCUAACAACUCCACAAACCUUCAGCUACAAAGACAUCCUCGUAAAGAAAUUAGCCCGUGCUGUGGCUUGUAGUGUAGUUUCCCAAAUCGUUAUACUUUUAGUUUAUAUAACAGUCGCCAAUAUCAAUAUUUUGUCCCCAGUGGAAUGGACAAGCUCAAUACUUAACACCUUCACACACUUGAGCACAUGGAUUUUUGUUAUUAUUUUUUCGUUGAUAAUAUUUGCACAGUGUUUGAUAUGUGCCAAAGAUUAUGUUCUGAUGACUUCGUAUUGUUCAACUCGAUUUCAGCAAAUUUGUCGCAUAUUUUCAGUUCACAAUUUUAUCCUUCUUCUACUUCAUGUUGUAACAGGAGGCGCAUUUGUUUGGCAAAUUCUUUCCGUCAUCGAAAGUAGUAAUCAAUCUCUAACGAUCAAAUGUGACGAGAAUCGUAGUUGUUUAGUUGAAGACGUUUUUUUCUUAAUAAUUGGGGGUUUUUGGACCGGUUUUUAUUUCUUCACAAAAGUGUAUAUUUCGACCAAGCAAUUAGUGUUUCCUGUUAUCCAACAACGGAAGUUUCUUCAAUUUCGAUCAAACAUUUCCGUGUUAUUUAAACAAAGUGUGGCAACGGCCGUUUGGCCCACUUUUUAUUUUGCUGUAUUUUAUUACUUAUGGGGCAAUGAAUUAGAAAGUCGUUUCAUGGCUUUUGUUAAUUUAGACAGAGCUUCCCGAGAGAGCAGCAUUUUAAUUUAUGUUUAUUUGUGGUGGUUUUCAACCUUAUAUUGCUUUAGUAACAAUUUGAUGCGAUUCUUUUUCCAUUUAUUUCUCACUGAACCUGUACAAUUUCCGAUUGUUAAGGAAAAUAUUUACAUUUUGACGCUACAAGAAGCCAUAAAUAUGGAUAAUCUUCCAAUAAUUCAGAACCUGGCAUGUUUGGAUUUAUUUUUAUUGUCUCAAUGGUCCCCAAUGCGGCGACAAUUACUUUUCACUUUGUCUCAACCUGGAGGGCAUCCCCACAAUUGGAACUCCUUGACUGAAAGUGUUUUAAAACUAUUUACGGAUUACACCAACCUUUUGAAGAAAUCUACAGAACACCCGACGCAAGAAAAACCGAAGAAGCAAACUGAAACCAUCUUUCCAUUUUUGGUACAAUCACCACAAACUGAUCCAAGACUUAAAUUCAGGAAUUUAAGAAAUUUGUCAAUGAGUGGCGAGUUUUUGGAUGUUGUAAAUGUCACGCAUAAUGGAUCCUCAAAUACAGUUAAAUCGUUCAAGGAGAAUAUUGAUGAAAGUGUUCAGAAAGUCGUUUCUUUUGUGAAGAUUUUAUUUGGGAUUAAUUUCCUGUUCGGGGAGUUGCCUCAAGUCAACAUACAGAAGUGUUUAGGGAAUGGACAGUUGAUAAUUUGGUCAAGUCAGGGAAUUUCCGAAUUGACGGCUGUUUCAUUGGUUGAGGAUAAAUAUGGCAUAGUUCAGAAGGAUUUACCAGUGAUUAUAUCAACUUUAGUUCAGUUGAAACAAAAUUUAGACAAAUUGAAUAAAGUUCCAUCUUUGUCAAGAAAAGUCGCAGCUUUGGACGAUUUCAAUUACCGGAUGAAAAAUGCAAUCACUGCAGCCGUGAAACAUAGUUUAUUUAAAAUUUGUUUGAAUUUUGGGGAAUAUUUUGGCGAUGUUCCGCUUAGUAAAGACGUCUUGCAUUAUUUGCAGAUUAAUUUUAUGUUAAAAACUACCAACUAAGCUUUGCUUCAAUUAAGACUGUAUGUUUUUAUUUAAUAAAUUUUUUGGGAUAA
Tribolium madens (black flour beetle) is the source of this 2860-nucleotide messenger RNA. It is a transcript of the gene Ndc1, whose product is annotated as nucleoporin NDC1. Gene Ontology annotation, biological process: nuclear pore organization. The record is from RefSeq and is a predicted model, not a curated record. Bases 1071 to 2807 code for a protein of 578 amino acids. The transcript is spliced from 6 exons. Lineage: Eukaryota; Metazoa; Arthropoda; Insecta; Coleoptera; Tenebrionidae. Gene Ontology annotation, cellular component: nuclear pore transmembrane ring. Gene Ontology annotation, molecular function: protein-macromolecule adaptor activity.